AUGUACACAAUAGCUGCACUCACGAUUACUGUCCUCCUUGCAGCAUACAACACUUCGGCUGUCCCAACCAGCCAAUCGACCUCGGGCCCGACUCCUGCGCGCAACAAUGGCAAACGAGGAUUGAGCUAUACCAACGAUACAUUCACACAGCCUUACUCCCUGUCGGGACAGAAUUCGCAAGUGUCCUGGGGUUAUGACUGGUACUACUCGCGCUACAAGAACGACGACAACAUCACGAACCCGGCGAUCACCUUUUAUCCCUUGCUGUUCAACGACGCCGAAAGCCUGGCGCAAGCGUGGCCUGCUGCAGCCCUGGCGGCCAUAGACGACGGCGCCGAUGCCUUGAUGAGCUUCAAUGAGCCAGACCUCUGUCACGACGGAUCGGCCUGCAUGACUGUUCAGCAAUCUGUUGCCGCGUACAGGAGAAGUAUGCAGCCCUUCGCUGGGAAAGUCCGACUAGGAGCACCUGCCAUAACUCAGAAUGGUCUGGACUAUCUUGGCCAAUUCUUGGGCAACUGUACAGAAUGCACAAUAGACUUCAUCAACAUCCACUGGUACAGCAACCGAUAUGCCUUCGCCUACCUGCAGUCUUUCGUCAAGCAAGCACAUGCUGCCUAUCCCAACUAUCCCAUCUGGUUGACAGAAGUGGGCAUGGAUUACAGCGAAGGCGAUACAUCGGAUGCCGACACCCAGACUUUCAUGAAGAAAGCGCUGCCGUGGCUAGAUGCUGUGCCCUACGUCGAACGCUAUGCGUGGUUCUACGACGGCCCUGGAUUCCUCAUCGAUUCGAACGGCGAAGGACUUAGCGCACAAGGAACGCUGUACACCACAUAUACAGCGCCUUGCUCGAAUUGGGAUGACACUGGGGGCCCUGGUGACUUUGCGCGUAACUCAUGA
Molecule: messenger RNA, 897 nt
Organism: Fulvia fulva
Lineage: Eukaryota; Fungi; Ascomycota; Dothideomycetes; Mycosphaerellales; Mycosphaerellaceae
Product: Alkali-sensitive linkage protein 1
Exons: 2
Coding region: 1-897 (298 amino acids)
Biological process (GO): fungal-type cell wall polysaccharide metabolic process
Cellular component (GO): fungal-type cell wall
Source: RefSeq, a predicted model, not a curated record